AUGGCUGGUACUUAUCAUACUGAAGAGCAAAGAAUUAUUGAUAGAAUUAAAUGCAUUGCUUUUCGUGAAGCUCGAGAUGCUGGUGCAACAUUUAUUAAUCGACAUUGGGUUGCGAAGAAAGUUCAUCAUAAAGGUGAAUCUUGGACUGGUCAAUGUUUUCGUGAUAUAAUUUUGACUGAACACGUCUUUCCAUUCUUAAAAAAUGAAGAAAAUGUUAUCGAUCCCGAUGAAGUUAUAUUUGUCCAUGGCAAAGCACCAUGUAUGCGAGCAUAUCAGACCCAACAUUUGCUUCAAGACAAUGAUGUUAAAUUUUGGGGUAAUGAUAUUUGGCCUGGAAAUUCACCCGAUCUCAAUAUUGCAGAACAUAUUGGAACAAUAAUCAAGGAUGAAGUUGAAAAAAAGAUGUUAUCAGAACCUGGACAUUCCCGUUAUCUUGACGAAACCACUCAAAAUGCACAUUUCAGAUGUUUUGAAAAACAUGGAAACCGACACUGA
This is a messenger RNA of Rotaria sp. Silwood1, 495 nucleotides long. Lineage: Eukaryota; Metazoa; Rotifera; Eurotatoria; Philodinida; Philodinidae. The record is from the annotation of a GenBank genome assembly.